CGAACUCAAAAGGUUGUGGAUUCGAAUCCGCCAUUCGACUACUGUCGUUAGCUACUACUAACACAAGCAUUGUUACCUUAUCAGUAAUGAUAUGAAGCGAAUAUUAGUGAUAUUAAUAGCAUUGCUGGUAUGUUUUUGUCUCGUCUUUGUCGGUGCUUUAAAUAUGUUUACUAUAAAUUUUUACUGUUUAAAUAAAGAAUAUAAAAUAUUAUUAUUAACUUUAUAGAAUAAAUGAAAUUAAUCCACUCAUAACAAUCCACGAUUUCAUAAUUUCAGGCCAUCUAGCGUCAUACCCCGUGUAGUGGCGGGUAAGAAUACCCACUACCCCAUAUCUUCCCGUGGGUGUGGUAAGAGGCGACAGAGGGAAACUGAGGCAAAAGAUAGGCAGCAGCAUCUUUCUGAUAACAGCAAAACAACAAUAAAAAAAACUGCGGUUGCCAACCCGCUCGCCAAGCGUAGCAACUAUGGCAAUAUACCCCCCAUGAUGAAAGUUACAUAGAGACGGCCCCCAGCCCCCGCCGGCGCCGCUAUUCUUGGCUACGGUGGCGACCAAGGUAACGGCAGGACAGGGGGUGCCAAGAAUCUCCGGUGGAGGUUCGGUUGCCACCUAAGACGACUCGACCUGGCAACAUAUAACGCACGCACCCUGAGGACUGACGAUAAGAUCCUGAACCUGGAAGAAGAGAUAGACAAGUUGCGCUGGAAUAUUAUAGGAUUAUCCGAGGUCCGAAGAGAGGGGGAGGAUAUGGUAAUCCUUGAAUCCGGCAACUUAUUCUAUCACUGAGAGGGCGACCAUCUGUCCCAAGGAGUUGUCGGAUUUAUCGUCCACAAUUCUUUCGUUCACAACGUUGUAAAGAUUGAGAGUGUGUCGACGAGUGUUGCGUACCUUUUACUCAGAAUCACCAAACGGUAUUCGCUGAAGGUCAUACAGGUUUACACACCAACCUCGGCACAUCCCGAUGAGGAGGUGGAGGAAAUGUAUGAGGAUAUACCUAGAGCCAUGUAUUCCUUCAAAACCCACUCACUAUACGGUGUUAAUGGGAGACUUCAACGCAAACUAGGCACAAGAGAGAACGAUGAGCUGAAGGUAGGGCAAUUUGGAAUAGGGCAACGGAACCCAAGGAGCCAGCAGCUGGCCGACUUCAUGGAGAAAGAGGGACUCUUUAUGAUGAACUCUUUCUUCCAGAAGGGAACCUGCCCCGACGGUUCGACAAAAAAUGAGAUUGACUUCAUUAUGACGACCAGACGACAACUGUUCAGUGAUGUCUCAGUGAUCCCGAGGGUGAAAAGUGGUAGCGAUCACCGAAUGGUUAGAGGCACACUAAACCUAAACGUUAAGUUGGAGAGGUCUCGUCUAAUGAAGUCAACGCUGCGUUCCAUUCGUGUUCUAAUCCAGAGUCCCGAAACCUUUCAGAUCGUGCUACAAAACAGUUUUAAGUGCCUAGAAGAUUGCAAUGCAGUGGACGAUAUGAAUGGUAAGCGCGUGGAAACUGUCCAUGCGGUCGGAGCUAAGUUCUGCAAGACCCGCCGCAGAAGAACACAAAAACUCUCCGAUCACACUCGUUAAUCUCAUGGCUGUUAGACGGGAAAUGAAGCUGCAGUUUUCAGCAGAUUUCACAGCGUACAAGCAACUGAACAGACAAAUUUCCAAAUGCAUGCGGCGGGACUUACGCAACUUCAAUACAGCACGUAUUGAAGAAGCGAUCGAGCGGAACUAAGGCUCCAAAGUCUGCUAGAGAUCUGUCUGUCAUACAGAGCCAGAGGAUAGUGUACUGCCCUCUAAUGUUGACUUCUUCACGGUAUAAAGAAGACUUCAUACCGCUGUAAGAAGUAUUUACCUUAUUCCUCGCGCAUUCUAUCUUGGCCGGUUUGAAGUUAGUCGCGCGAGGCUGCGCAGAUAUAGUUUUACAAAUAAAUACGGUCACAAUUACCACAGAUUAAAAAAUAUUACAUAGAAUCGAUUAUCGUUAUUAUCGAUUAUGAUUCGAUUCUAUAUUAUAUUUAUUGAAGUGAAAACUUUUUACAAAUUUAUGAUUUAAAACUCAAUGGAAACGAUAAAGCGGCACUAUAAUUCCUUUAAUUUUGCCACAGGAUCUUUCGCAUUAGUAGUCAAACUUUAAAAACGUCCAAGUUUAUUUUUAGGUUUUAAAAGUUUUAAAUGCAUUUUUCAGAUGCCUUUGGACUAUAGGUUCCUCGACGCAAUCUUCGAGCUCCUACAUAUGAUACAAUACAUUUUGGGCCGUAACACAAUAUGUACAAAGUGUGAAAUCAGUUGGCAAGCGUUUUUUGUAUUGUAUGAAGGCUGUAUGGUUGUAUUAAAUAAUUUGUUAAUGUCAAGAGAGGAACUAUUGGAAGAUAGGUGGCCCUGUUACAUGCAGUGCUACAAAACGCUGGUCUUGUGCCUAUGCGAAAGAGCUAUGUCUCUUGAGGAAAUAGAUCGAAGCGUAGAACAGAAAUUAGCAGAAACAGCACACUCUAUUGAAAAGUUAACGCAAUCAAUAUGCAAAAGAAAAGCCCACGUGUCCAGAAUUGCAGCCUACGCCGUUGCAGACAUUUGUACAUGGAUCGAAAAGACAGCACCACCGAAAUUGGUGCGGCAGCAUCUAGAAAAUUCCAUUGCCUUGUUGAUACAGUCCUCAGACUCGACCUAUGCUAUGGCAUUCCUUAGAAGAGCGUUAGCCGGCUCUAUCGGACAAAUGACAAUGACUAAUAUGUAUUCGAUGUAUAAAAGAUACCAUAAAUAUGUUGGCAAUUCUUGAUUUAAAAAGAUGUUAUAAAUGAAUAAAAAUGUGUACAGAAUACCACUUUUAUUUUGUUUGUAUACAUGUCUUUAUUUAUCUAAGCGCUGAUUUUUCAAUCACCACAUAAAGUUUUUCUUCAUAUAAAAUAAAUAAUUAACAAAUUAAAAGUUACAGUUGUUUAAAGCAAUGAAAUAGUUCAUUUAUUUCACUUUUAUAUUCAGUCAGCUUAUAGUUUAUUUGAUGGAUAACUUUUAUCUGAUAAUUUU
This is a messenger RNA of Parnassius mnemosyne (clouded apollo), 3007 nucleotides long. Lineage: Eukaryota; Metazoa; Arthropoda; Insecta; Lepidoptera; Papilionidae. The record is from the annotation of a GenBank genome assembly.